UAUUACGAAAUCCAUAUUAAUUAUUCAAAAAAUAAAAACAAUUCACUUUUAUUACAAAAGAAAAUUCAGUUCAUAAUUGGAACAUAACAACUGAAAACAUUAUGGUCGGCUAAGCUGAUUAUUAAAUAUCCUAUUCAUAAUGUGUAACACAAUUCUUAUUUUUGCAAUAAAAGAUAAAAAUUAUAUCAUGUUUUUAUAUUUAACUUAAUAUUAUGGGACACGUUUAAAAAGUUCUGUGCCAAUGGCGACACACGUUUUUUCCGGCAUUAUAACAAUGACCAUUGACAUUUUAGUCGAUAGCCAUAUGUUCGCUCUCAUCAUUUCACCUACUAGAUCAUCGCCUACUCAUAGAAUAAAAAAAAUUGCGGGCUUGUAAAUGUGUUUGUAAAACAGAAAUAGGCUUCAGAGAUUCCUUAAACGCGUUUAUUGAACGGUCGCUAAUCAAAAUCGCCUAAGAUAAGAUUAUAUUGUGCAAAUUUGUGCAAAAAAAAUUAAUUUUAUUUUAAGCUGUUGCAGGCAAGGCCAGAUGUUUGAAGCAAGCUAAAGAAGAGCCUAUCAAAGAAAUUGAAAAAUAUUGGCAAGAAAGGGAGCGUCAAUUUAAGGAGAUUAAGCAUAUGGGUUCGCGUGAGGAUGUAGCUGCGAAAAUACGAGCCGAUACACAAGUUAAAUUGUAACAAAUGGAAAAAGCUAUUGCCAAUCGCAAAGAUCCAAUUAUAAAAGAAAUACUGCAAUACAUUUAUCAAAUUGAACCAGAAAAGCAUAGAAACUAUCAACUAUAAAUUUCUUCUACAUUGUGAGAAUACAGAUGUGUACGGACGCAUCUCGUUUACAUAAACGAUCAUGCUCAUCUCAAAUCAGGGCCUUGUAGAGCAGAUAUCAACUACAAUCUUUCCUAUAAGGACAAGAUGAAUUUGAGAUGGACGGCGUUAUUAGUAAGCAAAUAUAUGUGCCAUCGCACACGUAUAGAAGUUGUCUUGUCCGGAGGCGAAGAUGGUUUGGCUGUAGAAACUGCACCUUGUAAAAUGAAAGCUGAAGCUGUAACGGAAAUGUUCUUAAAAGAUUAUUUGGAUGAAAAAUUUUGCGUGUCUUUUCAAUGUAAAGAUGAAUUGCGUUUGGCUUAUGGCGAGAAUUUCGCGAAUGCUGCUAAAACUUUUUGGGAAUUAAUAAGAAAUGCUAAUGCUGUAGAUCGCCUAUAUGGAGUCGGUGUGAAUCACAAACUUUUUAUAUCUUUUUAAUAAGCAAACAUUUUAUUUUGUCUCCACACCAUUGCAACCUUUGCAUAAAUUACUAAAUCAUGAGCAAAUACCACCAUUAAUAGUUUAUAGUAAUCGUGGCGAAAUGUACAAUGCUACUAAAGGUGAGUGGACUGGCCAUGAGAAGAUAUACUGGCCAUACAUAAUAAUAAUUAAACUUACUUAGCAAACAUACCGUCUUCAUUAACUUUUUGGAAAGUACCGAUGACAUUUCAAAUUAUAUAACUGAGAAGUACCCGCAAGAUUGGUGGAAGCGUAGAAGAGAACUUGACUUGA
Molecule: messenger RNA, 1529 nt
Organism: Glossina fuscipes
Lineage: Eukaryota; Metazoa; Arthropoda; Insecta; Diptera; Glossinidae
Product: homocysteine S-methyltransferase 3-like
Exons: 4
Coding region: 906-1235 (109 amino acids)
Biological process (GO): S-methylmethionine cycle
Molecular function (GO): S-adenosylmethionine-homocysteine S-methyltransferase activity
Source: RefSeq, a predicted model, not a curated record